UUUGAAUAAAAAACCUUUGAUGCAGACAAGUACUGAUCGUCUUGCAGGGCAUUCCCAGAAGCAGGCUUUUACAGAUAAUGCUAUUAUUUUUCCUUGUUGGUCUGCUAGUGCACCUUGUGUUCUUUGUCUCAAUUUUUGACAUCUAUUUCACAUCUCCACUGGUCCAUGGAAUGACCCCACAGCACACGCUGCUGUCACCUCCUGCAAAGCGUUUGGUGCUGUUUGUGGCCGAUGGCUUGAGGGCUGAUACCUUUUUUGAUUUAGAUGAGAGUGGUAAAUCUAGGGCACCUUACCUUAGGGAUAUUAUACAGAAUAGAGGUAGCUGGGGUAUUUCUCACACACGAGUCCCUACAGAAUCGAGGCCAGGACACGUAGCACUUAUAGCAGGCUUUUAUGAAGAUGUUAGUGCAGUUGCAAAAGGCUGGAAGGAGAAUCCUGUUGAAUUUGAUUCUGUAUUUAAUGAAAGUGUUUAUACUUGGAGCUGGGGAAGUCCUGAUAUUUUACCUAUGUUUGCUAAAGGUGCCAGUGGAGACCAUGUUUUUACACAUUGUUACUCUGCCGAAAGUGAGGACUUUGCAACUGCAGAUGCAGCCAAAUUAGAUACGUGGGUUUUUGAACAAACAAAGGCUUUUAUUAACUCUGCCCACAAUAACCAUACCUUGUUUAAACAACUUCAUGAGGAAAAGAUUGUGUUUUUUUUGCACCUUCUUGGACUGGAUACCAAUGGUCAUGCUCACAGACCAGGCUCAAGGGAAUACAAAGAAAAUCUGAAAAUAGUUGAUCAUGGAAUUAAAGAAAUGGUUGCCCUGAUUGAAGAAUUUUAUGGAAAUGAUGAGAAAACAGCGUUUAUCUUCACAUCUGACCAUGGCAUGACAGACUGGGGCUCUCAUGGAGCUGGUCACCCUUCAGAGACCUUGACACCUUUGGUUGCCUGGGGAGCUGGUGUGCAUUCUCCAAGGAAGAUUCAUGGGCAGCACCCUGAAGACCAGUUCUCAAAAAAGUGGAAGUUGGAAGACUUGAAGAGAAUAGAUGUCAACCAGGCUGAUGUGGCACCACUGAUGACUUCUCUUAUUGGAGUUUCAUUUCCUCUGAAUUCUGUGGGUAUUUUGCCAGUGGAAUAUUUAAACAACAGUAACCUUUUCAUAGCAGAGAGUUUGCACACAAAUGCACUUCAGAUAUUGGAGCAAUUUAAGGUCAAGAUGAUAAACAAAAAAGAAACUACCUUAUCAUUUUUGUUUUCUCCAUUUAGUUUGCUUUCAGAUUCUAAACAAGUUGACAUUUUGAGAAAAACGAGAUCAUACAUUAAAGAAGGAAAUUACAAAGAAGCGAUGGCCUUGUGCACAUUGCUGAUUGACCUUGCCUUGGAAGGACUCUCCUACUAUCACACUUAUGAUAGAUUUUUCCUUGCUUUAAGUGUUGUCAUGGGUUUUGUUGGUUGGAGUUUGUAUAUCAUCCUACUGAUUGUAAAAACAAACACAAGUUUUAUUCAGAAGACACUCAGUUUUAAUAAGGGAGCAUCGUCUACAACAAAAUGUGGAUUCUUUGCUCUUGGGCUUUUUACAGUCAUCUUCCUACUGAUUCAGUCAUGCCCUUGGACAUACUAUAUCUACUGUCUCUUACCCAUUCCAAUUUGGUAUUCUGUGUCAAAUGAAUUCUGGAUUUUUCAAGAAAUGGCAAAAUAUGUCUGGACUUUUUCACCUUUUAAAAGUUUGGGAUUUAUUCUUGUAUUGGCUGUGGGAGUUGAAAUGUUGGUCCUCAGCUUUUUUUACCGUUCAGUGCUCACUGUUGGUUUGAUUGUGUUUGCUUUGUGGCCAUUGGUGACCAAUAUGUGGAGUCAAGCCAAGAUAACAACUCUAAGUUGGGUUUUCUUAUGUUUGCUGUUGGCAGUGUUUCCCCUGAUGCCUGUGGUUGGAAGAGAGCCUAACCUCACUCUGGUCCUUGCUGCUGGUCUGCUAGCAGUUCUUAUGUCAUCAGUCUGCCUUGUGAUUUUGUUGAAAAAGAAAGAAGAAAGAGAUUUAGCAGUGCACAUCUUUCAGAUCAUGAGCCUUGCCGUUUCUAGCUACAUUAUGAAUGACAGCCACUCAAGUCUAGCAAGCAAGAAAGGGCUACCUUUGAUUAACCAAAUUAUCAGUUGGAUGACAUUAGCUUGUUCCAUGGUUUUGCCAUUACUUAGCAGCACCCUUCUGUUUCAGAGACUUCUGGGUAUAUUUCUUUCUCUUAUGUCAACUUACCUUCUUCUCAGCACUGGGUAUGAAGCCUUAUUUCCUCUAGUGCUAUCAGGCUUGAUGUUUGUAUGGAUACAUAUGGAGCAGAAGACGCUGGUGAGAUAUGGGCUUCCUUUUAAAGAAAAGCUUAACAGUAUUGACUUAUCCUGUAGCACUGAUAUAACUAAGUUUCGGCAGCUGAAUCUCGAUGACAUUCGGAGGGCUUUUUUCUUGAUAUUCUUCAUUAUCAUAGCAUUUUUUGGCACUGGAAAUAUAGCAUCUAUUAACAGUUUUGACCCAGCCUCUGUGUACUGCUUCCUGACGGUGUUUAACCCUUUUGUAAUGGGUGGUUUAAUGAUCUGGAAGAUUCUCAUUCCUUUUAUUUUGGUGAUGUGCACUUUUGCAGCUGUUCAAGUCUCAGCACAGAUUUCCUCUAAAAGCGUUUAUCUCAUUGUUCUUGUGAUAUCGGAUAUUAUGUCUCUGCAUUUCUUUUUCAUGGUUAAAGAUUAUGGAAGUUGGUUGGACAUUGGAACAAGCAUCAGCCAUUAUGUUAUUGUGAUGUAUAUGAGCAUCUUCUUGAUGUUGCUGAGCGAAUUGGCUCAGUUUCUCACUACAAAGAAAAUUGAUGUCUGGAGGAAAAAGAAGCCUCAUGCAACAUGAAAGUCAAGAUAAAUCUGCGUCUCUGUGUACAAACGAACAAUUUUGUCUCAAAAGAUAUAACAAAUCAAUGACAAUUUGUGUUUAAUAUUGCAGUUGUGGUCUCACCUUUUCCAGGCUCAUUGGAGAAAUUCAGCAUUUAUGGAAUUAUUCUGACAUGAGAGUGGCAGAGUGCUGGGGUUGAAUGGUUUAAAUUGCAUAUGUGUAGCUCAUACAUUUUGCAUGAAAGACAAAGUAGCUGUAUCUGAAUUGGGUAUACAUUGCUGAAUAACUUUUUUCCUUUUUGAAAGACUGUAAACUUUAGAUUGGUGCUUUAUAUCAGGUUAUGAGAACAUAAUCUGAUUAGGAGAUUAUAUUUGGGAGUAUAUAUAUAUUUUUUAUUAGGCGCUUAUAUGUUAUUUUUUGCUAUAUCAGGUACUGUGGGAUAUGAAAAACAAACAUUUUCUUUUGUGAUUCAGAUAGAGCAUACAAUUUAAAAAAAACCCUCUAAUUUACAUGUACUAUCAAAUUUACUUUGUUAUUUUUAAAGUGAAAGUUGUACAAACGCUAGGAUUGACUUUUGAAACAAAUA
Bombina bombina (fire-bellied toad) is the source of this 3432-nucleotide messenger RNA. It is a transcript of the gene PIGN, whose product is annotated as phosphatidylinositol glycan anchor biosynthesis class N. The transcript has 29 exons. Gene Ontology annotation, molecular function: mannose-ethanolamine phosphotransferase activity. Bases 78 to 2864 code for a protein of 928 amino acids. Gene Ontology annotation, biological process: GPI anchor biosynthetic process. The record is from RefSeq and is a predicted model, not a curated record. Gene Ontology annotation, cellular component: endoplasmic reticulum membrane. Lineage: Eukaryota; Metazoa; Chordata; Amphibia; Anura; Bombinatoridae.